AUGGGAAGUGGUGACCUGAAUUUGAAGAAGUCAUGGCAUCCAGCGGUGUUCAAAAACCAGGAGCGUGUCUGGAAGGAGGAAAAGAAGGCCCUAGAUGAGCGCAAACGCAUCGAACAGCUCCGACGUGAGCGUGAAGAAGAGCGUCAAAUGCAAGAAAUCCAGCGCCUAGAGGAAGCCUCUGGAAAAACGAAGCAGAUUAGCCGAGUCGACUGGAUGUACCAGGCCCCCUCAACCGAAACGGGCCACUACUCCGAGGAGAUGGAAGGUUACUUGCUUGGAAAGCGACGCAUUGAUGGGAUCUUGAUGAAGAAUUCUGAAUCCUCGGAAAAGAACAAUGCUGUUACUCGCGGCGCCCCGACUGGAGAGAACUCGGAUGCGGCUCCCCGCCCCGUUGUAUCUCAGCGUGAUACCAUGCAGAAGGUUCUUUCAGACCCGCUGCUGGAAAUCAAGAAGAAGGAGCAAGCCGCGUACGAGGCCACUGUUAAGGAAGUCAUGAAACGUAAGGAGAGGGAAGCACGACGAGAUGGCGAUAAAGAUUCUGGACACUCGCGACACAGAGAUCGCCGACAUGAACAUGGUUCGAAGCGUCGCCGGUACAGUGAUGACGCGGAAGAAGAUCGUCAUCGGUCUCAUCGCUCUUCUCAUCGCUCAUCCCACCCCUCCUCUAAUAGAUGUCGGUCCCGAUCUCGUUCGCCCAGGCGAUCUUCCGCCAACUACCGUGGAGACCGAUACCUUGGAGAUGGAAACCCUCACAGUGGAGACAGAUAUCGUGGAGAUCGUGACCAUGGAGAUCGUGAGGUCAACUGUGGUCGUGGAAUUAACCCAGACCGCGAAGGUCUUGACCGUGGUUAUCGUGAGGUUAGCCGAAACCGCGGAGACCGAGACGGCAGGGAUGAAUAUCACGGCCGAGACCGACGCGACGCCCGAGAGAAAGGCUCACACCCCCGAGAUCGUGAUGACAGACGUGACCGCUCCCGACGACGUUCUCCUGAUCGCAACAGCCGUUAUACUAACGAUCGUGGCACUCGCCGAGAUGAGCCCCGAAAUGAAUACAAUAACCGCCGCGAGUAUUCCAACCGAGAUCGUGAGCCUCAGUCUCGUCCAAAUCCUAAGGAGCAGGAGGCAGAGAGACUCCGCAAGCUGGCAGAAAUGCAAUCCAACGCCAACGAACUGGAAACAACUCGUCGCCAGCGUAUUGCCGAAAUUACAAUCAAGGAACAAGAAAAGAAGGAAGCCGACGACCGCCAACGCUCGGACCGUGGUGCAUUCAUGUCCAAGGUACACAGGCGUGUGCAAGAAGAUAGUCUUGAUGAGCGCAUUCGCCGCAACCGCGGUGGCCUCUCGAAGAUGGAAGAUUAA
Molecule: messenger RNA, 1359 nt
Organism: Penicillium taxi
Lineage: Eukaryota; Fungi; Ascomycota; Eurotiomycetes; Eurotiales; Aspergillaceae
Gene: cwc25
Product: U2-type spliceosomal complex subunit CWC25
Exons: 2
Coding region: 1-1359 (452 amino acids)
Biological process (GO): mRNA splicing, via spliceosome
Cellular component (GO): U2-type spliceosomal complex
Source: RefSeq, a predicted model, not a curated record